Molecule: messenger RNA, 1476 nt
Organism: Lodderomyces orthopsilosis Co 90-125
Lineage: Eukaryota; Fungi; Ascomycota; Pichiomycetes; Serinales; Debaryomycetaceae
Gene: MKC1
Product: mitogen-activated serine/threonine-protein kinase
Exons: 1
Coding region: 1-1476 (491 amino acids)
Biological process (GO): intracellular signal transduction; protein phosphorylation
Cellular component (GO): nucleus; cytoplasm
Molecular function (GO): ATP binding; MAP kinase activity
Source: RefSeq, a predicted model, not a curated record
AUGAGUCAAGAUCCCGUGUACUAUGGCAGAUCAGUCAAUAAAGUAUACAACCAAGAAUUCAUUAUCGAUCGACGAUUCAAAAUUAUCAAGGAAUUGGGUCACGGGGCAUAUGGUAUUGUUUGCUCAGCCAAGUAUGAUGAUGGCACUAGUACUGACCCCAACGCCAAUCUGUCUUCUUCAGCUGAUGGAUCGUAUGUAGCCAUCAAGAAAAUCACAAACAUAUUCAGCAAAAAGAUUCUAUGCAAACGGGCAUUGAGAGAGAUUAAAUUGUUGCAGUUUUUUAGAGGACACAAGAAUAUCACUUGUCUUUACGACUUGGACAUUAUUCCUAACCCAUUGACGGGUGAAUUCAAUGAGAUUUACCUUUAUGAAGAGCUAAUGGAGUGUGACAUGCAUCAAAUUAUCCGAUCUGGCCAACCAUUAACUGAUCUGCACUAUCAAUCGUUUAUAUAUCAAAUCUUGUGUGGAUUAAAGUAUAUACACUCAGCCGAUGUACUACAUAGAGAUUUGAAACCAGGUAAUCUCCUUGUCAAUGCUGACUGUGAAUUGAAAAUUUGCGAUUUUGGACUUGCUAGAGGGUUUUCAGAAAAUCCUGAACAAAAUCAAGGGUUCAUGACAGAAUACGUGGCAACUAGAUGGUAUCGAGCACCAGAAAUCAUGCUUAGUUUCACCAACUAUACAAAAGCAAUUGAUGUAUGGUCUGUUGGAUGUAUAUUGGCCGAGUUACUCGGAGGCAAGCCCCUCUUCCGUGGUAAAGAUUACGUUGAUCAAUUGAAUCAAAUUUUGAUGAUUUUGGGAACACCACCAGAGUCAACAUUGGUCAAAAUUGGUUCACAAAGAGCACAAAAUUAUGUUAGAUCUUUACCAAUUAUGAAAAAGAUUAGCUACAGACAUCUUUUCCCCGAUGCCAACCCAUUGGCAUUAGACUUGUUGGAGAAAAUGUUGGCAUUAGAUCCACACGAGCGAAUUAGUGUUAAUGAAGCAUUGGAACAUCCAUACUUGGAAGUAUGGCAUGACCCAAGAGAUGAGCCUGAAUGUCAAGUCAAAUUUGAUUUCAAAACAUUUGAAACAUUUGAAGAAUUAGAUGAAAUGAAACAACUAAUAAUGGAUGAGGUUAGAACAUUUAGAGAUUUCGUUAGAAAACCAAUAGAAGAACAACAACAAAUACAAUUACAAAUGCAAAUCCAACAACGGGAAAACCAAGAGCUGGAAGAACAACAAAGACAAAAUAGAGCUAUUGAUGUCAGUUCAUCAUCAAACAUUCGUGAAGCCGAUUACCCUAAACCACAAGAAUUGAAUGACUUUUCUUUCCAAAGUCUUGAAUCGAACAAUUAUCAAUACGAUUCCAGAGAUGCUAGUAUGAGUGGUAUAAACUUGAAUGAUUUCCCCAACACGCUAGGACCUGAUUAUUACAAGCUCGAGGAAGAGCUAGGAUUUGGACUUGAUGGAAACGCAUUUGAUAAUUUUAAUCAAUAA